Molecule: messenger RNA, 2868 nt
Organism: Vollenhovia emeryi
Lineage: Eukaryota; Metazoa; Arthropoda; Insecta; Hymenoptera; Formicidae
Gene: IntS9
Product: integrator complex subunit 9
Exons: 11
Coding region: 122-2107 (661 amino acids)
Biological process (GO): snRNA processing
Cellular component (GO): integrator complex
Source: RefSeq, a predicted model, not a curated record
AGCGAACGCUCUCGGGCGCACGAGACUCGACUCGCUUGAGAUUUGAAAUUUAGGCUCUCGUUGCCGGAAACGGACUAACCGGCGUAUUCCCUGUGGAACGUGCGGACGAAGAACCCCCAGGAUGCGGCUGUACUGCCUGUCCAGCGAGCCGUCCAAGCCAUGCCUGGUUCUAACUUUCAAGGGAACCACGCUGAUGCUGGACUGCGGCCUGAAUAUGCAGUCCAUCUUGCACUUCAUGCCUUUGCCCAUGGUUCCCAGCAGCAAGUUCAACUCCUUGCCGACGUGGCUGCCGCGCAAUGACAAUCAGCAGGAUUGGCAAAUCGAGGGUGAGCUGAAAGAGUGUUGCGGUAGAGUCUUCGUGGAUUCGGUACCAGAGUUCACUCCCCCUCUGGAGAAAAUAAUUGAUUUCUCCGAGAUCGAUGCCAUUCUGAUAUCCAACUACACGUGCAUGCUCGCGUUACCCUUCAUAACGGAGGGCACGGGUUUCAAAGGUAUAAUAUACGCCACCGAACCGACGCUGCAAAUCGGACGGUUUUUCAUGGAGGAACUGGUGGAAUUCAUCGAGCGGACUCCAAAGGCAACGAUGGCCAAACACUGGAAGGACAUGUUGCACACAUUGCCGUCCCCAUUGGCGGAGGUCGUCAAACCAAAAUCCUGGAAGCACAUUUACUCCAUAUCGGCCGUGAACUCGGCGCUAUCGAACAUUCAAAUGGUCGGAUACGAUCAGAAGCUAGAUAUAUAUGGCGCUCUAACAGUCACACCAAUCAGUUCGGGCUUUUGUUUAGGUAGCAGCAAUUGGUUGAUAUCUAGCGACCACGAAAAGGUUGCUUUUGUCAGCGGUUCGUCCACGCUCACUACGCAUCCGAAGCCUAUGGACCAGGCUACGUUGAAGCACGCUAAUCUCUUGAUUUUGACGGGUUUAACGCAAACGCCGAUCGCGAAUCCGGACACAAUGCUCGGGGAAUUGUGCAUGACUGUUGCUGUGACUCUGAGAGCCGGUGGAUGUGUCCUGAUACCUUGUUAUCCCUCUGGUGUCGUCUACGAUUUAUUCGAGUGUCUGAGCACUCACCUGGACAAGUCGGGCUUCACGCAAGUGCCUCUAUUCUUUAUUUCACCGGUGGCGGAGACGUCCUUGGCUUAUUCGAAUAUCCUUGCUGAAUGGCUGUCGACGACUAAGCAGAACAAAGUUUAUCUUCCGGAGGAACCGUUCCCACACGCUUUCCUCGUAAAGAACGCACGACUGAAGCACUAUACAUCUACGUACGCCGAAGGAUUCAGCAGCGAUUAUCGACAGCCUUGUGUCGUCUUCUGCGGCCACCCCAGUCUCCGAUUUGGGGACGCCGUUCAUUUCGUGCAGCUGUGGGGCAACAAUCCCCUGCACACCGUGAUUUUUACCGAGCCUGACUUUCCGUACUUGGACGCCCUGGCACCCUUUCAACCAUUGUCUAUGAAAGCCGUACACUGUCCCAUCGAUACCUCUCUGAAUUUUAAUCAGGCUAACAAGCUCAUACGAGACUUGAAGCCGGAGCAUCUAGUUAUCCCGGAGGUUUACACACAGCCCCCUGCAAUGGCACCGAACAGACCGGAGCUCGCCAUCGAAUCCGGGGAAAAACCCUUGAUUACGUUCAAACGCGGGGAGGUGAUAAAAUUGCCAUUAAAGCGGAAGAAGGGCCGUGUGUUUAUUGAGCCGGAAUUAGCUAGCAAUAUUAUACCGAGUGAAGUGCGACCUGGCUUGAGCCUUGUAUCUGUCACCGGCGAGCUUGAGGUCAAGGACAACGUGUAUACCAUAAAAAACAUCGAGGACAAACCGAGCGGAAAGAGGAAAAUGCCGUCGGGUUCGCCUGCGCCCGCCAUGGAGGAAGUGCUGAAGGAGCGUAAACACGAGUACGGGCAUCUGGAUCCGCAAGACUUGCUGCAAAAGCUCCAUCAGGAAGGCUUUCAAGGAGCUAAAUUACAUCACAAUCCUACGUCUACGAAUAUUCAUUUGCAAGACGAAGACACCAUAAUUCAGAUCGGAGACAAUUCUACGCACAUUUGCUGCAACGGCGAUCAAAAGAUCCGCAAACGUCUCAGGAGUAUAAUAAUGCAGUGUCUGAAAAGAUUUUGAUAUACAUUUUUUUGUAGUAUCCCGACAUUCUGUGAGACAAUGUUUUUUUUAUACUGCUACACCGUACAUAUAAUUUAUUGUUUUAAAGCACGUGUAUAUUUGUUCCAUCAUUCACUUUUAUUCUGCGAUUUAGGCAUUGACUUUGCAAUAAUUUCUAAAUUGACUGUAACAGAAAAGGUUUUUAUCACCUAAUUCUGCUAAAUAAAGAGCGGUAUCUUUAAGUACUUAGAAAUACAACGCACUGUUCACAAACAUUUGACCUACGUUUGGAAAUAAUACAAUAAUGCUUGCGCACAUAUUUAGCAGCAUUAGUUUCAGUUUCCAGUUUCUAUUGUUUCUAGAUCGUUAAUGACCAAAAAUUGUUAAAUUUGCAGCGAGUAUCGUUAAAUAAUUUUUAUUGUAGACAAUACAUAUUAAGAUCUAUAUAAACAAUGCGAUGGAAAUACACGGCGAUUAGCGAAGUAAGUAUAUAAGUGAUAACGAAAAAAAUUGGAAUCGCAAUCCUUUACAAUAGUAAUAUAUAAGUAGUGUACAAUAUUAUUCUAAUGUUUAUAUCCUAGAAUGACUAAUUUCUUGCUGCAUUCUGAACGAACAAGAAAUCCCGAUAAGUUUCAUAUGCACACGUUGUGUAUAUUGGUUCGCAUAUGUUCUAUACAAAAUUGCCGAGAUUCUAAAAUGUCUUUUAGUAAGAACCAAUUAAUUUUCUUACUCAAACGACAAAAAAAAACAUUAGGGACUUUCAUACGUUUGAUUCGUUGACU